Leptopilina heterotoma is the source of this 1491-nucleotide messenger RNA. RefSeq names its product COP9 signalosome complex subunit 6 (gene CSN6). The transcript is spliced from 5 exons. Gene Ontology annotation, molecular function: metallopeptidase activity; protein binding. The record is from RefSeq and is a predicted model, not a curated record. Gene Ontology annotation, cellular component: COP9 signalosome. The coding region runs from base 182 to 1231 and encodes 349 amino acids. Gene Ontology annotation, biological process: protein deneddylation. NCBI's taxonomy places the organism in Eukaryota, Metazoa, Arthropoda, Insecta, Hymenoptera, Figitidae.
CCAACUUCAGAGUAUACUGCCGUGCUGGAGACGUCUCUUGUGUUUUUUGUCGUUGUUUUGUCGGUCGAUUUUUGUUUAUUACUAUAUUAUUAAAAAAUAUUAGUGCAAAAACAAGAGAGAAGUUUAAAUAGAGAAGUGUUUAAUUGUGAUUAAUUUUGCAAUUGCAAAAAAGUGAAACAAAAUGAGUGAGGAGAAACAACAAUUGAAUGAAAUGGAUGUGGAUGAAAACAAUGGACUUUCGGGUGAUGUACCGAUGGAAAUUGCACCUAUCAUCAAUAUUGAAAAAGAACAUACAACAUCGACGAAUUCAAAUACAGCGUGUCGAAUAAUGGCAUCAUCGGGAACAGUUGGUUCUGUUUCAAUUAGUCUCCAUCCUUUAGUGAUAAUGAACGUUAGUGAACACUGGACUAGGUUAAGAGCACAAGAAGGCAGUGAUCAACUUGUGUAUGGAGCUUUGAUUGGAAAGCAGAAGGGGCGUAAUAUUGAAAUUAUGAAUUCGUUUGAAUUAUUAUUCAACUGUAUAGGCGACGAUGUGAUAAUUGAUCGAGAUUAUUACAACACAAAGGAGGAACAAUUCAAGCAAGUUUUCAGCGAAAUGGACUUUCUUGGAUGGUACACAACAGGUGAUAUUCCAAACGAUAGGGACAUUAGAGUACACAAACAAAUAUGCGAAAUUAACGAGAGUCCAGUGCUUUUAAAAUUAGAUCCAAGACCAAAAAACGCCGAUCAAUUACCGGUUUCAAUUUACGAAUCAGUAAUUGAUUUAGUCAAUGGACAAGCUACGAUGUUGUUUGUGCCAUUAAAUUACACAUUGGCUACAGAAGAAGCUGAGAGGAUAGGAGUCGAUCAUGUUGCAAGAAUGUGCAGUAACGAUCAAGGAGAGAGUUCCUUAGUUGCUGAACAUUUAAUUGCUCAACAUAGUGCCAUUAAAAUGUUGCACUCGAGAGUGAAACUUGUUUUGAGGUAUGUCCAAGCUGUUGAGAGUGGAGAGUUAAAAGGUAAUCAUGAAGUAUUGAGAGCUGCUUGCUCAUUGAGCCAUCGAUUGCCAGUGUUGAAUAGUUCAAAAUUCAAAGCCGAUUUCUACAACCAAUGCAACGAUUUUGGUUUAAUGACCUACCUCGGAAUAAUAACCAAAGGCUGCAAUGAUUCAAAACAAUUUGUAAACAAAUUUAAUCUGCUCUAUGAGAGCCAGAGAUUUGGUCAACGCUUAAGAAGUCUCUUCUUCUCUUGAUUGUUCAACUGCGUUGCUUUUUAUACUAGUUUUUGUUUUUCUACAAAAUCAAUCAUCAAGGGCAUUUUUUGUCACAUCACUAAAAAAAACAAAUUGGCAUUAUUUUAUUUUUGCGGGCUACAAAUUUCAACUUUACAUCAAAAUGCCCGUCGUCACGUCAUCGAUAUUAAGGAAGAAAUAAAAACCUAGUGUUGUGAGUUGAUUGAUUUUUUCUUUUAUUUUUCAUUUUAUUUCAAAAUAUACUCUUUUUACGUUUCUAA